CUGAAAACUUGGCUGGGGCUGGGCCGGGCUUAUGUCCUCUAGUCAACCCUGAACGCCUCUUCUACACGCACUGCGACGAGACGACGGGCACCCACCCUCCCUAUCGAUUUUUUCCCCCUCAUCGCAGACCCUUUCUUUCUUUCUACCCUCUAUACCACCUUGCAGCGGCGGCUUGCAAGACCCUCCAGUGCAACGAACGGCAAGUCUUGUUUUACAGUCAGUGCCGUGUCGUGACACCGGUCGGCGGGCGCAAAGACUAUAGUAACUAACGCGACUCCAUACUUAUGCCGGAGUACAGAUCCUACUACUCGCGCGUCAUGUCCAGCUCCUCGCUGCAGCAGCAGCGACGGCUGCUGCCUGCUCCGAUAGAGGGAGUAGGAGAGCAGAUGGUUGCGCCGCCGGGGGUGGGGGUGGGGGUGGGGGUGGUGGUGGCGGGUGCUACGGGAGACCGGGAAGGAGGAGGAGGAGCGGGGGGGCCGGCUACUACUACUCGUGAGAGUGUGCCGAGGAUCGCGGGAGACCGGGAGGGGGGACACCGAGAAAGAGCGGGGGCAACGGCUACGCCCAGUGACAGUGGGCAGAGCGUGGUCGCGGGGACGGUGGGAGAUGCGGCAGGCAUGCAGUCGCAGUUUCAGUCGCAGCUGCGGCCGGUAUUUCGGACGGCGGAGUCGAAUGAAGGAUCCACAAGACCGAGUACACCGCCGCAAGUGAUAUCGGACCGGAGCUCGUCGCCGGAAAAGCUUGUACGCGACAUCCCCGAAGAGCUGAAAGCGCUUGCGAACCGGCGAUUACAUAUGCCGGAAGACAAGAUCGGGAUAAAGCGAAAAUGCAAGUGGUCGAAGGAGGAACGACUGGUGCUGCUGGGGUUUCUGGGUGACUGGGAUAACUACCAUCAAUUGAGAAACUCGGCGAAAAGGGUGUGGAACGAUCUUGCGCUCGACACGGGACCCUUCUUCGGUACGCGGUCGGCGAAAGCGAUCAAGGCUCAGUGGGCCGAUUUGAAGAGGCGAUACGAGCAGGCGCGACGGCGGGUAGGCGAAGGCGCCAAAACUGAACGACAAUGGGUUUCCAUGGAGAACGGCUGGUUAAAUAAAAUGUGUCCAGACUACCGCUUGAUUGAUGAAAUCAUAACAAAAGACAAAUUGCUCGCUCCGUUCGUACCUGAAAUCGUACCCAGAAGACCCCCCCGCCCUCCCUUCAUAUCUGGAAACCUACAGAAUCGCAGAAGACCCCACGCCCCCUUCGCACCGGGAAUCCUACAGGAUGACAUGAUACCCCACGCUCCCUUCGUAUCUGAAAGCGGCGGCAGUGGCAUCCCCGGCCGCAACCUCAUCUACGGGGUGGAAGAGUUGCAUUCCAUCAGCUCUGGAAGCGAGAGCGACAGUGACGGCUUUUCUGAACUGGAAGCUGAUUAUCGCCCACCAGCUAGAGGGCCAAGAAAGAGGAAGGUAUCCCAACAGAACGGCCGCGGGAGGAAGGCUGCUAAGAGAAAGGCCACUUCGCUGGAGGCAGAGGCACUCGAGUCGCUGGCAAUGCAGCGGUUGGUACAGGAGCGGGAAAGGCUGGAGUAUAUCAAGGAGAGAGAUCGAGAGGACCGACGACUAGCCGCAGAGCGCGAGAGGAAUCAGCACGAACUGCGGUUGAUGCAGGAGCGAAGACUGGACCAGGAAUUCCAGCUGCGGUUGAGGGAAUUCCAGCUGCGCAUGAGGGAGUUCGAUAGGAAGAUCAGCCAAAUGGGAAAUGGCCCAGGCCCUGACUUGGGAGUGGUCGGUGAGGAGGAGGGGCACGGAGAUAUUUAAUUGUAGUGUACAUAGUAUAAUGCUCGUCGUGGCGGGCUGAGUGCCCGAGUGCAA
Tricharina praecox is the source of this 1853-nucleotide messenger RNA. RefSeq lists its product as uncharacterized. NCBI's taxonomy places the organism in Eukaryota, Fungi, Ascomycota, Pezizomycetes, Pezizales, Pyronemataceae. Bases 285 to 1799 code for a protein of 504 amino acids. The transcript has 3 exons. The record is from RefSeq and is a predicted model, not a curated record.